GGCAGAUGCGAUUCAUUCGGGGAUUUUGCAGAGUAUCAUUGUUUCUAAGCGCAUCAUCAAACCCACCCACGGGUACCUUGACUUGACCAACCUUUGUUCUCGUCCAUGGCGUCUACCCACUUGAGCACGCGAUUUCUCAGCAACAGCUUGAAUGCCAGGUUACUAAUCCCACGUGUUGUUUCAACGUCUCCUCUUGACUUAAAUUCGUCUUUAUUCCGUCAUCCAUCUCGAGGAUACCACUCUGAUCAGCAUCUUCAACAACGUCUUCUAUUGUCUUUCAUCGCCGCUACAACUCCCCCAAAUACCCAAUUGAGACCAAUAUCCUACACAGCAACAAUGGCAGGCACCAUCCGAGCUCUCGUCUCUCAAGGCGACAAGACCGCCAAAGUCCAAGAGGUCCCUAAGCCUCAACCCGGCCCAGGCGAAAUCCUGGUCAAAAUCUCCGCCGUAGCCCAGAACCCAACAGACUGGAAAGCCACAGCCGGCGCUCCCGCAGGCCGCACCGUCGGCUGCGACUUUGCCGGCACCGUCGCAGACCCCAACGGCUCCUCCCUGAAAGAAGGCCAGCGCGUCGCGGGCUUUGUCAUGGGAACCAGCGACGACCCGCCCCGCGGCGUCUUUGCGCAGUACGCCGUCAUCGAGAGCAGCCUCGUCUUCCCCGUCCCCGAGUCCGUGACGGAUUCUCAGGCCGCGGUUAUCCCCUUGGCCUUUGCUACUGCUGUUCAGGCGCUGUUCCAGCGAUCGGGACUUCCUGAGCCCACGAGCCCGAGCAAGGAAGCGAUUCCGGUCUUGAUUAACGGCGGAACGGGCAGUGUUGGGUUGUAUGCCAUUCAGCUGGCGAAGAAGGUUGGGCUGUAUGUCAUCGCAACUGGAGGCAAGAAGAACCACGAGCUUCUGAAGAGUCUCGGUGCGGAUAUGGUGAUUGAUUACCGCGACGCCGACUGGAUUGAGCAGGUCAAGAAGGCUGCGAAGAAUAACCUUAAGCACGUCUUUGACGCCAUCAGCGAAGUCGAGACCACAAAGGCUGUUGCGACGGCGCUCUCACCCGAGGGUGGCCACGUCGUCUGCAUUUUGCCGCGCAAGGCGAAGGAGGUUGGCGCUCCUGAGGGAGUCAAGGUCGAGAGCACGUUGGUGUACUCGGUCUUUGGAAGGGCUCUUACGUAUGGGGCCUUCGACAACAUUGAUGGCGAGAAGCCCGAGGAUAAGAAGUUCUGGGAGAAAUACCUAGGACUCCUGCCCAAGUGGUUGGAGGAUGGUUCCAUCAAGCCCAACCCGCAAAAGGAGUUUGGUGGUCUGGAUGAUAUCAACAAGGGCUUUGAGUUGCAGGCCAAGGGUGGUGUGAGUGCUGAGAAGCUGGUCUACAAAAUUGUUUAG
This is a messenger RNA of Colletotrichum scovillei, 1374 nucleotides long. RefSeq names its product zinc-binding dehydrogenase. The coding region runs from base 106 to 1374 and encodes 422 amino acids. Gene Ontology annotation, molecular function: oxidoreductase activity, acting on NAD(P)H. The transcript has 2 exons. Lineage: Eukaryota; Fungi; Ascomycota; Sordariomycetes; Glomerellales; Glomerellaceae. The record is from RefSeq and is a predicted model, not a curated record.